AUGGUGGGAUCAAAUGCCUCUGAGGUCAUCCUUAUCUCUGUCAAUCACAGCAUCACUUUGAUGGGAAAAGUGUGGUUCAUUGUGAUGAUCCUCCUCCGUGUCCUCAUCCUCCUAUUCGCUGGUUAUCCUCUCUACCAGGACGAGCAGGAGAGAUUUGUGUGCAACACCAUCCAGCCGGGCUGUGCCAAUGUGUGCUACGAUCUGUUCUCUCCCAUCUCUCUGUUUCGCUUCUGGCUGGUGCAGCUUGUCACCUUGUGUCUCCCCUACAUUGUCUUCAUGAUCUACGUGGUCCACAAGGUGUCCAACGGCCUCACUGUGGAUUUACUGUUAAAAAAAAAGACGUCUGCGAAGAAGAGGCCGUCGGUGGCUGAGCGAAGGUCAAUCCAAAGCUUCACAGGCGCCUACAUCCUCCACCUGAUGUUCAGGACGUUGCUGGAGGUGGGGUUCGGGGCAGCUCACUACCACAUCUUUGGCUUCUACAUCCCAAGAAGGUUCCUGUGCCAGCAUCCACCGUGCACCACCCAGGUGGACUGCUACAUCUCCCGGCCCACAGAGAAGACCGUCAUGCUCAACUUCAUGCUCGCCGUUGCCGCUCUGUCUCUUAUUCUAAACAUGCUGGAUUUUAUCUGUGCCAUCAAGCGCUCUGUGAAGCAGAAGAGCAAGAGUAAGAUGGAGAAGAUGUAUGAGGAGGAGCGAUGUUUCCUCGCAGCUGCUGGAGGAGCCUCAAGUGGAGCUGAUCCAAACGCCUCCCCGGCUCAGCGGGAUGUGGAUGCAGGUCAGACGGGGAGUUUUAGGAAGAGGCGAGGCAGUAAGAGCUCUUGUGUAGGGGGAGCUCUCCCUCCAGGUCAGGAACCCCUCUUCAGAUGCUCUCCAGGACCUCCAGGCUGCAACACCAACGGGAACAACGACUACUCUGUGACUCAAGACGAGGCUCUGGAGAAGAACGGCAGCGAGGUGGCUCUUUGCCCUCCAGAGCCAAUUGGGACGCCGAGAUCCAUCCGCGUUAGCAAGCGCGGUCGACUCAAACCGCCACCUCCCCCUAGACGGGACCUCGGUUCAACAGCGCCAAUUGCGGACGUUUCCAUGAAAACCUGUACCAGGAGGGUUGGUCAGUACACGCUGGUUGAGCUGGGAAGCAGCCCGGAGCUGCAGAACAAUGAGGAUGGGCAGGAAAAGAGAUCAGAGUGGGUGUGA
Labrus bergylta (ballan wrasse) is the source of this 1194-nucleotide messenger RNA. The record is from RefSeq and is a predicted model, not a curated record. NCBI's taxonomy places the organism in Eukaryota, Metazoa, Chordata, Actinopteri, Labriformes, Labridae.